Messenger RNA from Diaporthe batatas, 981 nucleotides. RefSeq lists its product as uncharacterized. Bases 1 to 981 code for a protein of 326 amino acids. Lineage: Eukaryota; Fungi; Ascomycota; Sordariomycetes; Diaporthales; Diaporthaceae. The record is from RefSeq and is a predicted model, not a curated record. Gene Ontology annotation, cellular component: cytoplasm. Gene Ontology annotation, molecular function: 2-oxoglutarate-dependent dioxygenase activity. The transcript has 5 exons.
AUGGCUCCUCCUUCCGCCCUUGAAAGUCCGAUUAUUGAUGCCCGUCCAGCGGUCGGGGGCUGCAUCAAGCACGCAUCCACCGCGAACAGGCUUCCUGGCCCUCUCAACUACAUUGGGACACUGGACUCUUAUCGACACUUUGACACAACCUCGGUCAUCGGUCGAGAAUUCCCUGACCUUCAGCUUAGCGAGAUUCUCCAUGACGAUUUCAAAAUUCGUGAUCUUGCUGUUUUAGUAUCUCAACGUGGCGUGGUAUUCUUUCGCAACCAGGACCUGAACAUUGAUGAACAGAAGCUGCUUGGCCAGAAGCUCGGGGAGUUGACCGGAAAGCCUGAAAGUUCUAAGCUGCACCGUGACGCCCUAUCAAACGGCAAGCGUGGGAUCCCCGUGGACCAGAACGGGAGGUAUGAUGAUGAGGUUUCGGUCAUCUCGUCCGAAGUGGGCAAGAAGUUCUUCCAGGACAGGGUUACACUCGCGACAAAGAAAAUUGCAAGUGUUGGGUGGCACGCUGACAUCUCUUUCGAGAGGAUUCCCUCUGAUUAUGCCGUUUUGAAGAUGACUCAGCCAAACGAGGACGCAGGAGGAGACACAUUGUGGGCUUCGGCCUAUGAAGCAUACGAUCGGCUCUCGCCAGCUUUCCAAAAGUUCGCUGAGGGAUUGACUGCUACACAUUACCAGCCUGACUUCCUCCAGGUGAAGGAGAAGUUUGGCGAGGACCUCAUUGAGGACUACCGUGGUUCCCCUGAGAACACUGGGCUUGAUUUCAAAGCCGAACACCCUGUAAUUCGGACUAAUCCAGUUACUGGGUGGAAGAGUCUAUUCGGCGCCUGCCACCAGGUCAAAUUCGGUUGGUAUAACGACGUGACCCCGAGGGAAAGCGAUAUUCUCAAGCAAUAUUUCAAUCAGCUCAUCUACGAGAAUCACGAUCUGCAUGUCCGAUUUCGAUGGGGUAAGGACGACAUGGCGAUAUGGGACAAGUAA